Eucalyptus grandis is the source of this 1133-nucleotide messenger RNA. Its product is annotated as heavy metal-associated isoprenylated plant protein 32. The transcript has 3 exons. Bases 156 to 1133 code for a protein of 325 amino acids. Gene Ontology annotation, molecular function: metal ion binding. NCBI's taxonomy places the organism in Eukaryota, Viridiplantae, Streptophyta, Magnoliopsida, Myrtales, Myrtaceae. The record is from RefSeq and is a predicted model, not a curated record.
UCUGUCUCACGAUAUUUAUCUCUUCCCGAGAGAGUGAGAGAGAGAGAGAGCUAAUAAGUAACGGUACUUGGUAAACUGCUUGUCAAGUGCCUCUGAAGCUUGAGAGAGCCUCUCUGUUCUCUGUUCCUGAUCAGUUUUCUCUUGGCCAAACCAGAAUGCUGAAGCAGCAAGGCCCGUUAAGGCCUCAGACUUGUGCCCUGAGAGUGAACAUACACUGUGAUGGCUGUAGGAAGAAAGUGAGGAAGCUGGUGCAGAAAAUAAAUGGGGUGCAGAAUGUUUCCAUUGAUGCGGAGCUCGGGAAGGUGAUGGUGAUGGGUUAUAUCGACCCCAGGACAGUCAUCAAGAAGCUCGCAAAGUCAGGGAAGCAUGCAGAGGUAUGGAGAGCUCAAGAAAGGAGCUUCCAUAACCAGAACCACCUCAACAACCAGUUCAAGAACAUGCAGAUUGAGUUCUCCAGCGGUAAGGGUGGUGAGAGAGACAUGAAUUUCCAAAAGGGUGGUGGGACUGGAUAUGGAUAUGGGCAGUUCCAGGCAAAAGGGUCCAAUGAAAUGAUGCAGGUGGUUCCCAAAGCUAAGAAAUCGGUCACCUUCGAUCUCGACGAGGAUGACGAGGACUAUGUGAGCGAUGAUGGUAGUUUCUAUGAUUCCGAUGACGAUUUUGAGCUCGAUGUGGGUCCUCGCACACCGCGCAAGCCGUCCAUCAAUGGCAGCCGUGGCGCUCCUCAUGGGCAAACAGGUACUAAGGGAAUGAAGAAAACCAAGAAAGGCGGUAUCUUCAGCAUGUUGGGAAAAGGCCAUGGCAAGAAAAAUGAUGGCAAAUAUGGCAAAGGAGGGAAGAAUGACAAAUAUGGAGGCAAAAAUGGCAAAGACGGCUUCAACGGAGGAAUUUUAAAGCAAAGUGGGCCAAAGAAUGGAGCUAUCAACAGAAAUUAUGGCAAUGGUGGUGGUGGAGGCAAGAAUGAUUGGAUGAAUGGAACCAAGAAGAAGGAUUCUGGCUUUGACAUUGAUUUCACUAAUCAGGGCAGAGGCAAGGGUGGAUCUGGCCGUGGCGGCGGCAGCGGCGGUGGGGGGCGCACGGGGCGGGGCCGGGGGGUGGGGGCGGGGGUUCGGGGCUCCGGCACAGCAGAUGGGUAA